Messenger RNA from Pieris macdunnoughi, 1212 nucleotides. Lineage: Eukaryota; Metazoa; Arthropoda; Insecta; Lepidoptera; Pieridae. The record is from the annotation of a GenBank genome assembly.
AUGACACAUCUCGCGUUAUGGUUUUAUUUGUGUUUUAAUUAUGUGUUAUCACAUAAAUUAAAUGAAGUGUUUUCGUGGAAACAACUGAAUUAUGACAUUAACGGUGUUUUUUAUAGGAAAAAUGAAAAUUACGAAAGGAGACCAGACGGCGUUUAUUUUGACGACGAACUGGAGGAAAGGGACAAAUUCUUUUUACAAUACAACAACGUACCUAUAGGAUUUGAAUACGAUGGCCAUCGUGUGUUUGUCACCGUUCCGCGACGAAGACACGGCAUCCCAUCAACAUUGAACUAUGUGCUUCUUGGGGACAAAUCACCAUCACUACAUCCAUAUGCAGCUGGUACUAAGCUGGUCUCCGUGUAUAGACCAAGAAUUGACGUAUGUCAACGACUCUGGAUGGUGGAUACUGGACUUCUCGAAGUUCCUGGUGAAAGGCAGCAGGUCCAGAAACCGUCGAUUGUGAUAUUUGAUUUGAAAACUGAUAAACAGAUAUUAAAACAUGAACUAAAGGACAGUGACUUAUUCAACGAAAGGACUUCAGGAGGUCUCACCUCAAUAACUGUGGACGUAAACAAAUCGAAAUGUAAUGAGGCAUUCGCAUAUAUAACGGAUUUAGCUACGAAUGGUAUUAUAGUGUUUUCCCUGAGCGCUAAAACCACUUGGAGGAUCGAAGACCCAUCUUUUGUGUUUGAUAAGACAGCCUUAAAUUUUACAGUGGCAGGCCAUACAAUAAGUUGGCCUGAUGGAAUAUUCAGUUUGGCAUUGGUGGAUUUGAAUGGAAGAAGAAUGGCGUACUAUCAUCCCUUGAUGUCCACAAAUGAAUACAUGAUAGACACGGGGUACUUGAAAAACAAUUCGUUUCAAGGAAAUAAUAAGCUGUUAGGCAACCGCGGUCCUAAAACGCAAAGCGGAAGUCACGCCUACCACGAGAAGUCGAAAACAAUUUUCUAUGCGAACGUUGCGAAUGACGCCAUCUUGUGUUGGAAUGUGGAAAAGAAGAUGGCGCCCGAAAAUGUGGCCAUUGCGGUUCAAGAUCACGAGAAAUUAGUGUAUAUUUCUGAUUUGAAGGUGAUCGGAGACGAGGUGUGGGUAUUAGUGAAUCAGAUACCCCGAUUCGUUUUCUCCACGUUGGAUACGAAAGAGCCCAAUUAUUUUAUACAUAGGUCCCAAGUCAAGGAUUUGAUUCGAGGCACCGUUUGUGAUAGAAAAUGA